Messenger RNA from Schistocerca gregaria, 1005 nucleotides. RefSeq names its product synapsin-1-like. NCBI's taxonomy places the organism in Eukaryota, Metazoa, Arthropoda, Insecta, Orthoptera, Acrididae. The transcript has a single exon. The coding region runs from base 1 to 1005 and encodes 334 amino acids. The record is from RefSeq and is a predicted model, not a curated record.
AUGAGAGGCAGUGUGUUCGGCCAGGCCCAUCAAGUGCAGACGAGAGGCAGUGCGUUCGGCCGGGCCCAUCAAGUGCAGACGAGAGGCAGUGCGUUCGGCCAAUCCCAUCAAGUGCAGGCGAGAGGCAGUGCGUUCGGCAGGGCCCAUCAAGUGCAGACAAGAGGCAGUGCGUUCGGCCAAGCACAUCAAGUGCAGAAGAGAGGCAGUGCGUUCGGCCGGGACCAUCGAGUGCAGACGAGAGGAGUGCGUUCGGCCAGGCCCAUCGAGUGCAGACGUGAGGCAGUGCGUUCGGCCAGGCCCAUCGAGUGCAGACGAGAGGCAGUGCGAUCGGUCAGGCUUACUAACUGCAGACAGAGGCAGCGCGUUCGGCCAGGCUCACCAAGUGCAGACGAGAGGCAGUGCGUAGCUCCAGGCCCACUAAGUGCAGACGAGAGGCAGUGCGUUGGGCCAGGUGCACCAAGUGCAGACGAGAGGCAGUGUGUUGGGCCAGGCCCACCAAGUGCAGAAAAGAGGCAGUGCGUUCGGUCAGGCCCACCAAGUGCAGAAGAGAGGCAGUGCGUUCGGCCAGGCCCACCAAGUGCAGACGAGAGGCAGCGCGUUCGGCCAGGCCCACCAAGUGCAGACGAGAGGCAGCGCGUUCGGCCAGGUCCACCAAGUGCAGACGAGAGGCAGUCCGUUCGGCCAGACCCACCAAGUGCAGACGAGAGGCGGUGCGUUCGGCUAGGCCCACCAAGUGCAGACGAGAAGCAGUGCGUUCGGCCAGGCCCACCAAGUACAGACGAGAGGCAGUGCGUUGGGCCAGGCCCACCAAGUGCAGACGAGAGGCAGUGGGUUCGACCAGGCCCACCAAGUGCAGACGAGAGGCAGUGCGUUCGACCAGGCCCACCAAGUGCAGACGAGAGGCAGUGCGUUCGACCAGGCCCACCAAGUGCAGACGAGAGGCAGUGCGUCGGCCAUGCCAACCAAGUGAAAGAGGCAGUGCGUACAACCAAGCCAACCAAGUGA